AUGGGUCGAUACUCAGGGAUAGACGACGACGUGGAAGCAACCACCAAGUGGUGGAAUGACUAUCCAACAAGGUAAAUUGAAAGGCUAAUAAUAAAGUCGAUUUAGUCGUUACACCGAUCUCUGCAAAGCCGAGACGGCCUUCCAAAACAUCGUCGAAGGAGUAUGGUCUAAGCCAAAGAGAUUGGGUCGAUCCGCAUCCUUCACCAACAUGACUUAUAUCAGAGAGAAACAGCACGACUAUCCCAUCAAGAGAAGCGAAUCCAUCAGUUCUCUGGCCCCAUCUCUCGGUUUGCUUCCUCAAUAUCAUCGUCAGGCCGAAAGAAUUGUCCACACUGCUCCAGUGUACAAACCGUUUGUUCACGACUGGUAUAACAAUGCCUAUAGCACUGCCAGAUACAGGGUGGGUGCGAGUAAAGAUAAAAAAUUGCCGGUUGUAUUUUAUGCACCCGCAACUAAGGUGCUGAAAGAGGUCGGAGACAGGACCAACGGUCAGCGAUGACAAAUUGAAAAUUGUCAAGAAUGUAAUCAAAUUGAAAUUGUUAUUUCAGGACACUCAACGAGAGAUCGAAAGACCGCUUCGUCGGGAAAUUCCCGACUACGAACGGUCCACUCAUGUACCAUAUUACACCUUCCAGACGAAACGAAUCUUCUUCGAAGAGGUAUCAGAUAUCAUUAAACUAAUAACAUCGUAAACCGGACAAUAAUACAUACCGAUCUCGUUUUCAGAGGGCCCAGCCUUACAAGUCGUACCUGCGACAGUCCCAGCAGUAUCUCGACAAGUAUGUCACCUCCAGAUUGAAAGCCGACGACUUUGCCCAGCAAUACGUACAUUCUGCCUAUGAAUGGCACAAACCCCAUGACUAUUCGUUCAACCGUCACUCCGUUUGGGGAAGCCAAGUCUACAUCCCCCAUGCUCCAUCCAAUCCGCAUUCAUACAGCGACGCACAAGCUCUUCGAAAACUUUAUAAAACAACAGGAAGAUUCCGAUUUGCCUGA
This is a messenger RNA of Bursaphelenchus xylophilus (pine wood nematode), 996 nucleotides long. The record is from the annotation of a GenBank genome assembly. Lineage: Eukaryota; Metazoa; Nematoda; Chromadorea; Rhabditida; Aphelenchoididae.